AAGGUGGUGCCGGAUGUGACGUCGGCUCCACUGUGUACACCAGCUGAUCGGAGCUAAACUCUCCGUAAUUGUCGUCGUUUUGUAACGUUGACAACAAAUGGGAUCGCGACAGUCCGGCCCAACCCGCUGCUGACAUUCAGCGUCAAACUGCAGCAGCGCCGCCGACACCUGAGCUGACGACACAUCUUUGUUUUGGUUGAUACAUCACCAGGGCCUACCUGCAAUGCUAAGCUAAUUAGUUAGCAGAAUUCAUGAAUAUAAACCGCUGGUUUAAGCAGUAAACGGCCAGGGAAUACCUUCCCGGGCAUACGUCAUUCAACCAUGAAGGUCUGACGACUUUACAUAUAUCUUAUGUGAGCUAAUAUCUGUUGUGAAUGGGUAGAAAGUGAUUGUAAACUUGUAGCCUGUGCAGUUGUCACGGACUGCCACUGACCGAAAUUGUCUUGUGCCAGCAGCGCUCUCGUCCGGCUACAAGAUGUGGUUGAAACUGUUUUUCUUGCUCUUGUAUUUCAUAAUGUUGUUUGCGCUAGCGAGGAUUUUUGAGGCGGUAGUUUGGUACGAGACUGGCAUGUUCGCUACACAGCUUGUGGAUCCGGUCACUCUCAGUUACAAGAAGUUGAAGACCAUCCUGGAGUGUCGGGGGCUGGGAUACUCUGGACUGGCCGAGAAGAAGGAUGUGAGCGAGCUCGUUGAGAAAUCAGGAGAAUUGACACAGGGGGAACUCUACUCAGCCAUCAAGAAAGAGAAGGAGCAGACAGAGGCAGGAGAUGCCAGCACCACACACUUCAGUGGCGAGAUGCAUUUCUAUGAAUUGGUCGAGGACACUAAAGAUGGGAUCUGGCUGGUUCAGGUCAUUGCUCAGGACCGGGAGGCUCUGCUCAGUCAGUCAAACUGGGGGAAGAUGGUGCAGAAAGUGUCCCAGUUUGGGAUCAGAACUGGAACCUUCAAUUGUUCUGAUGACUACAGGUCAUGUAUCAAGCGGGGCUGGCUGCGUUCCACUCUCAUCAUGUCCGUUCCUCAGACUUCAGCGUCAAAGGGCAAAGUCAUGCUAAAAGAGUACAACGGCCGUCGCAUAGAAACUGAGCAAAUCUUCCGCUGGAUGACCUCGCAUGUAGCUCAUCGAAUCAAAACACUGAGUCAGUCUGAGCAGCUGGUGGAGGAGUGGCGCCCUGACCCAGCCCACCCGGUGAAGAUGUUUCUGUUCGCCCGUCUGGCCCAGCCGCCCGCCUUCUUCUCCUCGCUGUCCAUCAAGUUCACCGGCCGAAUUGAGUUCAUCUACGUGGACAUUCGCAACUGGGACAACCACAGCAGCCUAUCAGAGAUUGGUGUGACACAGAGCCCCGCCUACAUCCUCAAGAUGCCGGAGGGCAUUUACCGCUACGGCAACAGUACCGGGGAGUUCCUGUCCUUGGCUGCCAUGGAUACGUUCCUGCGUUCGGUCCAGCCAGAGGUUAAUGAUCUGUUUGUCCUCAGUUUGGUCCUGAUCAACCUGCUGGCCUGGAUGGAUCUCUUCAUCACACAGGGGGCGACAGUGAAGCGGUUUGUAGUCCUGAUCAGAACACUUGGAACCUACAACUCCAUAUUGUUGGUGUCCUGGCUCCCUGUGCUGGCUCUCCUCCAGCUGCCCUACUUGGACAAUCUGCAUGGCUACAGUUUGAAGCUGCUCCGUUAUGCUGACACCACCACACUGGCCAGCCUGGUUAGAGCUGACUGGACCUUCUACUCAUCCCACCCAGCUCUCUUCUUGUCCACCUAUCUGGCCCAUGGCCUGCUGGUUGACUACUUUGAGAAGAGACGCCGCUGUGGCAUCCGAAGCCAAGAGGACAGCACUACCAACCUGGAGUGGCUGGCUAGCCUGUGGGACUGGUACACUUCCUAUCUGCUCCACCCAAUUACAUCACUGCAACAGGUCCCGUCUGACCACUCAGACUGGGAGGAUGAUCCCAACUUCUUAUUUGAGCGUUUGGCUUUUCCUGACCUCUGGCUUCGCCCAUUAGUAAACAUGGAUUACAUUAAAGCCCUGCCAACCUGGAGGUUCAGAGCUGAUGGUCAGCACAGGAGAGAGGAUUCUGACGGAAAGCCGGACGAAGAGACAGAUAGUUCACACUCAGACGCAGAGAGCAGCGAGCAGACAGAUUCCCCUGCUGCAGAUCCCGGCAGACCUCCACACAGCUACAGAAGGCCCAAGAGAUCGUUGUGCUACCAGGACAGCAACACACAGCUCCCUGCAUACAACAACACGGACUCUGCUGCUGCUGCUGCUGCUGAGUCGUCCUUCUGCUGCCAUCACUGGAACGGAAGCUCGUCGUCAUCGGCUGAAACGGAGCAGGAGGACGGCUGUCCGACACCUGAUGGCGUCUCUAACCAUCAGCACUGCGACUGGUCGGUUUGGCCCCGUGACAUGCUGCAGUGCUCAGAGUGCGUGGUGUGUUUGGAGAACUUUGUGAGCGAGGAGCUGCUGAUGGGUCUGCCCUGUGGCCAUGCCUUUCAUCAGCAGUGCAUUGUGGUGUGGUUGGCAGGAGGCAGACACUGCUGUCCAGUGUGUCGCUGGCCCAGCUAUAAAAAGAAACAACAGAGAGUUGCACCGAGCAGCUCUCCUGAAAACACACUGCAUGACUGAUGAGUAUAUCUACCUGGGCCCCUCUUAUCACCAUUUCCCCUCUCAAGACGAGACACAGGGAUGAAGUAGAAAACAUUGUCAGUCGGUGUGAUCCAACCUGAUGUUGCCAUGAGCACUCGAAUAGCUUAUUUCCAUUUCCGUUGAAGGCAACGCGCGGGCCGUCAUGGCAGACAGAUGAACCUAUGAAAGCCCUGUCACCAUGGUUUCUGUACAGAGACGAUGUUGAUUCACACGGUGAUCGUAGGUGUAGUCACAGUAAACUUUGUAGUGCAAUAAAACUUUUUUUAGUCGUGCUUUUAUCAUCAAGUCGUGCUCUUUCCGGGACUGUGGACAACGUAGAGUCAGUUUACCACAUAAAGGACCAUCUGAAGGAGAUUUCUGUCACACGAUGUCAUCACACGCAAGACAAGAAGCUACUUACUAUAUCAAACCAACAGUAUCGGAACACAAUUGUAUACUAACAACAUGUAAACACUCUGCUCCAUCCCAUCCCAUCUGACAGCAAGCGCACUAACCUCCAUGUAAAUGUUUCUAUUGUGAUUAGAACUGUGCUAAGAAAUAAGGGAACAGGAUGAUCAUCUCUGUUGAUCCUUCUCACUGGUGAGUACAGGAGAGAUGUAUUGGUCACAAUUCAAAUUAAUGAAAAGGUUUGAAAUAUAUAUUACCAAACCAACAGCUCCUCAGAAUGUUCAUUUUUGCACAAUUCCGUGUAUUUAUUGAGACAUCCAGAGAGAAUACACAUACUUCUGCCCGGGCACUGGCAUCAACAUGAUGCUGAUAUGUUUACAAUGGUGCAACACUUUAAACCACGCAGAACGUUUCUCACUUCAGAGACACUGAAACAUGAAGGAAAAUGAUGGCAGUGAGGCAACUGGUGCUGACUGUUUGCUGUGCUGCAGUAUUGCUACGUCUUUUUGGAUCAAUAAAAUCCCAACAGCUAUGCGUUGAAAAAAAAGGUUGUGGAAAUCUGUGUUGGUGAGCCUUGGCUCAGUCAAGAUGAGCCACCAGUAAGAUGCACCGUUGUUCUUUCUCUGUCAAGCUUAAGUCUCCACAGAUCCACCCAAAUAAUGAAGCAGGUCAACAGCAAUGUGUUGUCACAAAACAUGAGGCCAUAUGUUGGAGGAGUCAAACGAAAUUUCAUCAGCAAGGCCUCGGGCACACAGAAAUGUUUUUGGCACAAAUCCUGUACUUCUGGGUUUGUACUAUAAUAUGUUUUAAAUAUAAACAUUUACCACCACCACCGGGCAGCAGCCAUGUCGUUCCUCUGCAUGUGACCGUGAUCACAGCCAGGUGCCACGAGGUCUGUACAGCAUCUGAAAAUGUUAAAGCUACACUAAGGAAAACUUUAUAUUUAGCAGUGGGUCAAAUGAUUGUGUCACGUCAGAGGUGCUGCUCGUAGUGACGAAUCCACAGAGAAUUAUCAUGGACUGUGCAGCUGCCCUCAGCUCAGCAGAGCAUUUUAGUCUCUGUGUUUUCAGCUGCACAACAGACAGAUUCAGAAAGAGUCAGAUGCUUCCCCCAGGAACAAAUUAUUAUUAUUAUUAUUAUUAUUAUUAUUAUUAUUAUUAUUAUUAUUAUUAUCAAAUCAAAUUCAUAUUCAUUUGGUGGACACAAACACAAUUCGGAUGAUCAUGUUAUUAUUGUAGGAUUAUAUUGGUUUCUACAGUUUUGACCGCUCCAGCCUCGCUGUACUGUCAGUAAUCCAUGCAAAUUCAUUUGCAUAUGUAUUUCUUUUAAAUGUCUCUCUGUGAGGUAACCGUACACGGACACAGUGCAACAUCAUGGUGGCGGUUUUUGGCUGACCCUCGCCUUUACCAAAAAUGGACAUGUGAGUGAGACAUCCUGAUGUGAAUUUCACAUGAUGGGUUUUAAAUGUACAGGGGCACAAGAGAAUCCCAAGUCUGUCUUUACAUUAGCCCUUUAAUUACCCAACAAAACCUGAGGUUCAGUAAGCGAAGCUCUGUCACUUGUCAGCUGUUGUCAUGUUUCAUCCUCCUCAAGGGCCCUGAUGCUCAGCAAUACAUAUAGAUAGAGAGAAACCCAGUUUACUUUUGACUCAAUCAAUCGUUUAUUUUUUAACAAAAAGCUCCCACAUGGUCGGGAAGCUCUGCUGCUGCUGCUGCUGCUGCUGCUGCUGCUGCUGCUGCUAGCGUCCUGUGGCAAACGCAGAAAACUCCAGCAAGCAAAGGAAGCAUAUCCUCUGUAUUGUAUUGCCUGAUGUUUAGGUUACAGUUUACCCUUGAAACUUACACAUGCCAUUCUAAUGAUUACAUUUUGUUGACAGUUAGCUGCUAGCAGGUUGUUUCUUUUUCCUGCAUUAUUUAAAAGAGAAUCUUGAUUUGAAAUGUCCAGAACUAACUAUAAUUUGAUUAGCUUUUAAGGUGAUAAAAUGUAAUUGUUCAGCAUCUUCCUGUCCUCUUUCUGUGUGUGAAGGGCAAGAAAAGAAAAAAAAAACAUAGAGAGCAGUAACACUUAAUAAAUGAGAUGUUCCAGAACUUUGGUUUUGGGAGUUAUUUUGUUAUAAUUCUGGUUGGUAAGGUUCUGGUAGGUGCACAGAAAAGGUGUAAUAAAUAUUGUGAUUAAUAGUUGUAAGGAGCAUGUCCAGUAUAUCAUGGCAGUCUUGAGCUGCAGUGAUUUCUACAACUCUUUUUUUUUUUCUGUGAUGGAGUGAGCAGAACAUAUACUACUUUCUCAUUAAAAAAAAAAAAAUCAUAAAGUUUGGUUCAAUAAGCAAUUUAUUUUAGGUCUUCUGAAAAUAUGACCAAAUCAGCUGAGUAAUUUAAUAAUGUGAACAAUCAAUUGUGGUGAUUACGGAAAGCUGUCUCAAUGACAUGCCAUUUGUAGCAUGGCUUUCCUAACUUCCUCUGAUUCUGGUUGAGAACAGCUGGAGUCUUUUCUGGGCGCAUUUUAAUAGGGCUUGUUUGAUACAGCCAUUAGACCCAGUCACAAACACUACAAUGGUACACUGGGAAAGUCUAAGGAGCUCAGCACUGAUCUGAAAGAGAACGUUAUUGAUUUGAACCAAUCAAGAAAGUCACUUGGAUCCAUUUCAAAUCAGUUACAGGUCCCAAAAUCAACUGUGCAAAGUAUAAAGUGCAUGGCACAGUUGUGUCACUGCCACCCUCAAGAGAAGAAAAUGCAAACCAUCACCUGCUGUUGAGAGAAAACUGGUUCAGGAUGCUUAAGAGUCAAACAUAAACCACCAAAAAGCAAGUCUGCAAUGAAUAAGAAGCUGCUGGAAGACAGGUGACAGCGUGCACAGUCAAGUGUGUUUUGCAUCAACAUGGACUAAGAGGCUGUCGGGCAAGAAACAAGCCCCUUGCUCCAGAUGCGGCAAUUUAAAGCUCAGAAGUUUGCUGCUGAUCACAUGGACAAAGGAUAAACCUUCUGGAGGAAACAAAGAUUGAGUUGUUUUGCCAUAAUGUGCAGCAGUAUGUUUGGAGGAGAGAGGGUGAGGCCUUUAACCCCAAGAACACCAAACCUACUGUGAAGCAUGGUGGUGGUGCUGUUGUGCUGUGGAAAUGUUUGCUACCAGUGGAUCUGGUGCUCUAAAGAAAGUAAAUGGAAUAAUGAAGAAGGAGGAUUAUCUCUAAGUCUGUGUCAGGAAGCCAACAAAUAUAGUUGAACUUCACAGAUUCUGUCAAGAGGAGUGCUUAAACAUUCAGCCAGAGGACGACCAGAAGCUUGUGGAUGGCUAUAAAAUGAAUCUAAUUGAAGUGAAAAUGACCAAGAGACAUGUAACCAAAUAUUGGAAUUACUGUAUGUAUAUUUGUGAUCCAGCAGAUUAGGUCACAUUUUCAGAAGAGCUGUAUUAUUAUUAUUAUUGCUGUUAAUUAUUUUGGACCAAAGUUAAUGAAUGUUUUUCAUGUGUUCCACUCAUUCCAUCACAUAAAAAUGCGAGCUGUAGAGAUCACUGGAACUGAAGACUAUGCAUCAGAGGCACAGAGGAGCAGGGCCGUAGCUGUCACCAAAGAGCUCACGUCCUCAUUAUUUUUGUGGAUUUUGGAGGUUUUGGCAGCAUUACCAGAAUCAAACAAAGUAACACAUGGUGGAUAUUUCUUAAGCUGAUUCCAGUGUUUUGAGAUUUGUUAAAUUUGAAUA
This is a messenger RNA of Acanthopagrus latus (yellowfin seabream), 6721 nucleotides long. RefSeq names its product ring finger protein 103 (gene rnf103). The coding region runs from base 476 to 2620 and encodes 714 amino acids. Gene Ontology annotation, molecular function: ubiquitin-protein transferase activity. The record is from RefSeq and is a predicted model, not a curated record. Gene Ontology annotation, cellular component: endoplasmic reticulum. Gene Ontology annotation, biological process: protein ubiquitination. The transcript has 7 exons. NCBI's taxonomy places the organism in Eukaryota, Metazoa, Chordata, Actinopteri, Spariformes, Sparidae.